AUGAGGGGAGGAAAUAAUUAUGUAAAUCAAACAAAUGUUGAACCUACUUUUGAACAAUUAUUUGCAACUUCAAAAACAAUUCAGGAAGAACUUUCACUUGUUAACAAAGAACAACAAGUAUCAAACAGCAGAGUUCUGAAAGAUCUGUUUCCAAAAGAGAAGGCAAGGGCUGUUAUUUCACUAAAGAGUUUCAUUUCACCAGCCAAGGCAUACUUUUUCAAUUCUGUUGCCUGUAAGGUUCCAUAUCUUAGAAAUAAUGACAAGUGUCAACAACAAGUGGAACAAUCAGAAGAGAAAAAGAUUUGCCUCUUCGUACAUGGUUGUGGAGAAUUAGAGGAGAGAAAAGGACCUCCUCUUAAAGAAGAAUAUGAGCUCUAUUGGGGACCAGUUGCCGAUUACACACCUCAGUGUUCGGAAAGAUGGUUCAUUCGUGAAGAGACAAAGAAUAGAGGAUGGGAUAAUAUGGAGCUACAACAAAGUUUUUGUGAUUUCAUGUUAUUGAAACACAUUCCUAAAUAUGCCAAUCAACUCAAUGCAACUGAUAAUACUGUUAGAAAUGUAAUUGUUUUUGCUCAUUCAAUGGGUAAUUUAAUAAUUGCAGGUGCUUUAAAGAAUAAUCUAUGUAAAAUAGAUAAAGAAACUGUAUCUUGGUACAAUUUGAUGGGUCCAAUGAAGGGAACUAAGGCAGUAAGCGUGUUAAAGGAAGUUUGUGAAAAUAAGGUGUCAAUUAUUACACCAUCAGUUGCUAAAUUUGUUGCUUCAAAAGCUGGAUAUUGUCUUGACAAGUCAACUAAAGUCUAUCCAACCUAUGAAACAUUACAAACUACAUUUGAGGGAAUUUCAGAGUUGGAAUCUAUUGCUCAGCCCUACAUCAAAGGUCAAAUGUGUGGAACAAGUAGUACUGGCUUGAAUUCUUAUUAUUCUCCGGCCUUAGGAUUUUUGAGUAAUAUGGUCAACUUUGGAGAGCCGAAUGACGGGUUGGUUGGUAUCAGUUCAUGUAUGAUUGGUAAUUCAUCCCAAUUCAGCUCAAGCCACCUUUCUCAACACUAUAUUACUGAAGCUAAUCACGCCGAUGCUACCUGUAGAUUUGGAGAUGCUUGGUUUGGCUCAGUUAAACCAUGUUCUUAUUUCCUAAUGAAGAAAUAA
Molecule: messenger RNA, 1146 nt
Organism: Naegleria gruberi
Lineage: Eukaryota; Heterolobosea; Eutetramitea; Acrasida; Naegleriidae
Exons: 2
Coding region: 1-1146 (381 amino acids)
Source: RefSeq, a predicted model, not a curated record